CCCGGGAUACACGAGGCUAGUUUUGUAAGCUAGGAUAGCAAGCUAGGUAAGCUAGAUAACUGUCCUGGCUUGCUGUCCUCGCUUGGAAGAUGCUAGUGCUGUUUACAUGAUGCCAGUAAUUUUAACCCAGCCAAGCCAGUACCAUUGCAGACGGUUGACGGUACAAAAACAGUUACUUCGGAAACUAUGUCAAUUUGCAUUAGACGAAUUACUAGAAGAUGUAUUAGAAAAACGUGUAUGGACAAGACCAUGGCUUUUAAGAAGGAAUGAACGUGGAUCAUCUGCUUUACUUUUAAAAGAACUUUGCAAUAACGAUAUAGGCGAGUACAAGAGUAUUUUGCGAAUGACGCCCGAUAUGUUUGAUAUUCUGUUGAGUCUUGUGACGCCAAAAAUACAAGGAAUGGAUACAAUAAUGAGACAGGCGUUACCUGCAAGAAUAAAAUUGGAGAUCACUUUAGAUUUUCUUUCGUCCGGUAUUAGUUACAGGAGGCUUAGUCACUUUUAUCGGGUUUCAAGAUGUGCUAUAGGCAAAUUUAUACCAGAAGUAUGUGUCGAAAUCUACAAGGUAUUGGAAGAAAACAUUAAGAUCCCUACUAAUUUCGAAGAAUGGGCGGAAAUAGAAAAUGGAUUUAGAAACAGAUGGAAUUUCCCAUUUUGCUACGGUGCCAUUGAUGGAAAGCAUAUUCAAAUUUUAGCUCCUGUUGAUUACGACUAUUGUUUUCGAUAUAUAGAUGUCGGAGCCUGUGGAAUGUCAUCAGAUGGAGGUGUAUUUAAAAAUUGUUCCAUAUAUAAUAAACUGGAGAAUAAUCUUUUACCAAAUGGUGGAGUGAUUGUCACUGAUGCCGCAUUUCCUUUAAAAUCAUACAUUUUAAAACCUUAUCCAGGCGACAACUUAACAUUGCCACAGAAAGUUUUCAAUUACCGACUAUCCAGAGCCAGACGUGUAGUGGAAAAUGCCUUUGGGAUAUUGGCAAGCCGAUUUCGUGUAUUUCAAAAACCAAUAGCAGCUAAUGUAGAUACAGUGGAUAAAAUUGUAUUAGCAGCAUGUGCUUUGCAUAAUUGGUUGAGAAAAGAAAAUCGAAACACUUAUCUAACCAGCAGUGAUGUCGACCAUGAAGAUAUUGAAACAGGAAACUCCCCUCUUGGCUCAUGGAGAACAGAUACAGAAGGUUUACAAAGCAUAUGUCACCAAGGAAGUAACCAUUCUUCGAUUUCAGCAAUCCAGAAAAGAGAAACCUUUAAAAACUACUUUAACAAUAAAGGUGCUGUGCCUUGGCAAUCAAGAAUGAUAAGAUAAUCAUUAAUUUUUAUACCUAAACUGAAGUAUUGUUCAAGAGUGAUUCUUCUGUACGCUUGUACUACAUACUACUUUAUUCUGUGCUGUAGGUAUAAUAAAUAGAUAAUAAGUAAUACUUAAUAAAUAAAUAAUGAAUGAAAACAAUUCACUUACCGUUGUUUUUCUUUUCAUUGGUACAUUUUUAAUGAAACUGUGCAUUUCCUUGAACCAAUUUAACUUUGACGUAUAUUCCUCUUGAGAACCAGCUCCAGACCUGGUUGAUUUAUCAAUUUUUGACAGUUCUUGACAAUAAGUUGCUCUUAAAUUUUUUAUUUUAUUUUUUACUUCUUUGGUAUUCAUUUGUAUACCCAUUGUCAAUAAUUCGCCACACAUUUUUUGUAGUGCUGAAUCUCGCAUAGAUUUGUCUUUAUAAGACGGAAUGGUAGCGUUCCAUAGACAUUCCUUCUCACGGUACAAUUGUACAAACUUUAAAUUUAUUUCGUUACUUAGUUUCGGCAUCUCGUUGCAGAAACAUACGUAGUUGCAGUCAGACAAACAAAACCGCGUG
Onthophagus taurus is the source of this 1844-nucleotide messenger RNA. The record is from RefSeq and is a predicted model, not a curated record. Lineage: Eukaryota; Metazoa; Arthropoda; Insecta; Coleoptera; Scarabaeidae.